AUCCGAUGAUUAAGCUGACAAUGUCAACUUCAGGGCGUAGUCCCUCUCAAAUCAUGUUUCCUGAAGACGGUGCAGGUCCAUGCCUCGGCGUUUCGAAGGUAGGUAAAAGAAGUGUUCUCCCACCUGACACAAGUUCGGAUGAACGAUUACAGUGAGCCUGCUUGCUGUGCAUUUCACGUGCCUUUACAACUACACUGAACACCGCAGAAGAGUCAGUGGCGAGGGAGCGGAGAAGGAAUCUACAUCCUAUCCAACGAGCAACUGGCGCAGAGCAGGAUGGUUAUUUUGCCAGAACCCUUCUCAUCAAUCCCCCGGACACAAUUGAUGUACCCAGGCCCAACACACAUCUCCCGCCUCGAUCGUCUGACCUCCAAGUACGGGGACGCCCACAACAUCGGCAUAUGGGUCAAACAUGAAGAGACCAACUCACCACUCGCCAUGGGCGGUAACAAAAUCCGCAAAUUGGAGUAUUUGGUCCCCGAAAUCAAGGCCAGCGAUUGCGACACGCUCGUAACCGUAGGCGGUAUCCAGUCCAACCACUGUCGGCAAGUUGCGGCCAUCGGCGCGAAAUUUGGCUACAAAGUGGUCACCGUGCAGGAUGAUCGCGUACAUCCACCGAACGAGACGUACUACGAACUAGGCAAUGUGCAGCUGUCGCGCGUGAUGGGCUGUGAGAGUCGACAGGAUCACAGUGUGGAGGAGGUCAUGGACCAGAUACGAGCUCAGGGUGGGAAACCUUACUUUAUCCCUUCGGGGAUGAGUUUGCAUCCGCUCGGCGGCUUGGGGUUUGCGAGGUGGGCGUUUGAGGUUGUCGAACAAGAGAGGGAAUUGGGCGUGCGGUUUGAUGCGGUGGUUGUGUCGGUGAAUAGCGGUUCGACCGUUGCUGGGAUGAUUGCUGGGUUUAAGAUGGCUGAUGUUGACACCAACAAAAAGAGGAAGAUUGUCUGUGUGGAUGCGAGUUCCAGGCCGAAAGAGGAAGUCCAGAACAUGGUUCUCAAGAUUGCCCGGACUACGGCGGCGAGGAUUGGACUGGCCGAAGAUGAGAUUGGCGAGGACGAUGUUCUUGUUGAAGACAGGUUUACUGGGUCACAGUAUGGGAAGCCGGAGAAGGCUACAGUCGAUGCGGUGCGCGUGGCGGCGGAGAUGGAGGCUCUUAUUCUGGAUCCUGUGUAUACGGGCAAGGCGUUCGCUGGGCUUUUGGGAUUGCUGGAGCAGAAUGAGAUACAGCCUGGAUCGAAUGUGUUGUUUUGCCAUACUGGUGGACAGAGCGUACUGGGAGCGUAUGGUGAGAUAUAGCCUAGGUGCAAGUAUUGCUAGAAGCCUUUCUCCCUUCUUCUUCUUCCCACUCCCUUAUAUAAGCCUGGUACUCAACCCCUGCCCUGGCACUCGACAUUUCGUCCUCGUCAAGGCUGUGCAUAUUGUCCGAUGAAAGACUAAAAGGCAGUCUCGGAAGAGAAGCCAUGGAUCGAGAAGGCUAAGGCUAAGCCCCUUUAACCGCCGC
Molecule: messenger RNA, 1501 nt
Organism: Exophiala viscosa
Lineage: Eukaryota; Fungi; Ascomycota; Eurotiomycetes; Chaetothyriales; Herpotrichiellaceae
Product: tryptophan synthase beta subunit-like PLP-dependent enzyme
Exons: 1
Coding region: 277-1296 (339 amino acids)
Molecular function (GO): D-cysteine desulfhydrase activity
Source: RefSeq, a predicted model, not a curated record